UAAUUAAAAUAAUAUGUUGCCAAAGUUACUUUCUUUUGUGUAGAUUAAUUUAUUUAAAUAUUAGGUUGGUUGUGUGUUUGUAAUUGAUGCAUAUAUUGUCUAACCCAAAGGUAAGUGAAGGCUAGCUCACGGAGUUUCCAUGCUUUGUGGCUACCAUCUUCAAUCUCAUGCACUACUCUUCACUAAUAUUAUAAUUAAUAAGAUAUUGAUUAUAUUUUAUGACUCUUUUUAUUAAUUACGUAGUCAUUACUAUAUUUUUUAUUUUGUCUAUCUACUGAUUUAUUUGAAAACAGUUGAAUAAAUGGCUACAAUAUAUACAACAAUUAAGGAUAUCACCCCAACUACAGAAAGUUGUAAGAUUGAAAUGAGAGUGUUAGAAAAAUCUGGAAAGCGGACAAGCAAGAGUUCACCACUCAAAUAUCAAAAGCUUAUGUUAGCAGAUAAAAAGGGUAAUGAUGUUGAAGCAGUAAUAUUUGGCACUGAAAUUGAUGCUAGAGAAAACACUUUGGAAGUGUUCCACACUUACUACCUUAGCAACGCUUAUGUAAAAAAACAGCCCCACCUUUCGAUAAAAAGCAAGACUACAAAUAUUCUUGGACAUUGAACUCAAGAACAUAAAUCGAAGAAAUCCAAACAGAAGACAACCAGAUAUCAGCACCAAACUAUGAUUUCAUUCCGUUUAGCGACCUCCAUACACCUAAAGAAUUCAGCAAACCAAUAGAUAUUUACAAUUUGAUUUUCAUAUAUAUAUAUAUAUUCCUCAUUG
This is a messenger RNA of Cannabis sativa, 766 nucleotides long. RefSeq lists its product as uncharacterized. Lineage: Eukaryota; Viridiplantae; Streptophyta; Magnoliopsida; Rosales; Cannabaceae. The transcript has 2 exons. Bases 302 to 604 code for a protein of 100 amino acids. The record is from RefSeq and is a predicted model, not a curated record.